UCCCUUGGUGUGCGGAUCACCGAUCACGGAAAGAGCCGAAGAUGUCGGCUCGGUCAUGUGAUCAGCUGUGGCACUGAUGAUCAGUGUGCCCUGAUGAUCAGUGUAGCCCCAGCAGUGCCACCUGUCAGCGUCCAUCAGUGCCUUAUAUCAGUGCCCAUCAGUGCCACAUAUCAGUGCCUACCAGUGCAUAUCAGUGCCCAUCUGAGCUGCCUUUCAGUGUCACCCAUCAGUGCCAGUCAGUGCCACCUAUCAAUGCCAAUCAGUGCCACCUAUCAGUGCUGCCAACCAGUGCCACCUAUCAGUGCCAGUCAGUGCCGCCUAUCAGUGCCAGUCAGU
This is a messenger RNA of Staurois parvus, 336 nucleotides long. NCBI's taxonomy places the organism in Eukaryota, Metazoa, Chordata, Amphibia, Anura, Ranidae. The record is from the annotation of a GenBank genome assembly.